Xyrichtys novacula (pearly razorfish) is the source of this 35719-nucleotide messenger RNA. Lineage: Eukaryota; Metazoa; Chordata; Actinopteri; Labriformes; Labridae. The record is from the annotation of a GenBank genome assembly.
AUUUGAGAGUUGUACCAUCAACAGGAAGUGGACUGUCAUUCUGACUGUGUCCUUGUUCGCUAACGAGCUAGUUAGCUGGAACAAGAGGCGAGCAGAUGUGUACCAUUUGGGAAGAUGAAUUAAAACGUGCCUGAAGAGAAAAUAUUUGGACAUCUGCGUUGAUAACAGCACCAUGUUACGUGUUGGGAGCUCAGCUGCCUGGUGAGUGAGUGUUGAGGAGAGAAAAGCAGCGAGAGCUGACUUAGCCGGUCAUUUUGACAGCUGAGGACAGCGAGGCUUUCGGUUUGCUUAGUAUUAUCAGUCGCAUUACUGCUCAGUAGUUUAACAUAGAAAUAGUUACUUAAAUCCAUACCUUCUCCUGACACUGAAAAUAACAUGUAUUACAAAAUGCGAAGAGGUUCAUGUCGCUGUUGAGGGUUUUUUGUAGCUUCUUUAGCUUCAGAUAGCUUAGCUUGCUAACAGAUAAUGUUGUGUCUGUUUUGAGUUUGGCUCGGUUUUCAGCCGUAAUUUAACACAAAUUGGCUUACAGGCUAUUGUGACUUGAGUAAUCUCUUAUGUGUAGCUGCGUUACAUAACACGGUAACGCUUGUCUUGUAAGAAAACCUGUAAUUGUUAUUGUCACAUUGAUAAACACAGACCUGCCAGAACAUCAUGAACACCAAGGUAAUCUGGUGACAUGAAUUUACCUGGUCUAUGUGAUUUCAUUUAUAUCACAUGACUUCAUGUAGGGAUGCACCGAUCCGCUUUUUUCACUUCUGAUACCGAUACAGUUAAGUAUCGGCCGAUACCGAUCAAAUUCCGAUACAGAUAAGCUGCACAGAAUUACCUUUUGUUGUAACUUGACGUUUUACCACCGUCUCUCGGAAUGUUUACUGCGCAGGUAUUGCAAUUGGCCAUCAAGCUUAUAGGUUGAGGUAUUGUGAUAAAGUUCAAGAUAGAAAACCCCUUUGCUAGCUCUAUUUAUGAAAACAAUGUAGAUGUCCACCCAGCGUGUUUACUUGUGGCACAUAGCAUAGAGUUAGAAAGGAUAGAUCGGCCCCCAUGCAUUGGGCCCAUUGUCACGAUACCCGAUCUAGAAUUUUCUUCAGUAUUGGGACCGAUACCGAUAUCAAAUAUGGGAUUGGUGCAUCCCUAACUUUAUGGGACUCUCUGACCAGAGCUUCCCCUAGUCUGAUAUGUUUACCUUUGGUAGUCAGAGUACUUAAAUGAGCAUGUCUAAUUUAUCUACCUAUCUAUCCAUCUUUCAGCAUGGCCUGCAGGAACCUGGUCUCCACCAACAUGGGGGUGAGAUUUCGGGUACCCCUGCAGAAGCUUCACCCUCUGUCUCGUGCCAUCCACCACCGCUACUCCGGCAACACCAACCCUCAGCGCCCACCUCAUUGCACUGCAGCUCGUUAUUUCACUUCCAUGUCACGGUUACCCAUGCGAUAUCCCAAGCCUCCCCCAGGAUCAGGGGGCCGUGGCUACCAGCAGCAGCGCAAUUUCUGGGUGGCUCGCCUUGCUGCCCGGCUUCUGAAGCUUCGAUACAUUCUGCUGGGCACAGCAGUCGGAGGAGGCUACACAGCUAAGAAGGCCAGUAAUAGAUCUCUGGAACUCAGGCUUUCUUAACUAUUCUUUACCUUUUUUCCCCAUAAACUAGUGCUGAGGUCUAAACCAUCCUUUACUCCAAAGUGUAAACUUGCCAUAUUAAGCACAUGAUAAACAAACAAAAGAAAAACCAGAUUCAGUCUCAUCUUGAAUUUGCCAUUGGUGUCACAUGAAGCCAAACCUUUCCCCAGCUACUCUUAAGAAUUAUCCCUUAUCUUUCUAUCCGUGGUUGCACAAUGACUCCUAUAAGGAAAAGCUGAAAAGUUUUCAUUCCUGUGAAGGUUAUAUUUACUCUCUCAUUUUAUUUUCAGACCUAUGAAGAGUGGAAAGACAUGCUGCCUGAUUUUAGUGAAUACAACUGGGUCAUUCCAGACUUUGUGUGGGAACUGAGUGAACAAAUUGAUUUCGGUAAGAGUUCUUAUUUUAACGUAAUUUCCUUGUAAAUAUUGUCAGAUUUCAAGGAAUUCAACUGGACUAAUGGACCUCUUUGCAGCCUGAAUGCAUCCUAGUUUUUAUUUUUCUUUAUCAUGUCAAGAUAUAAUCAAUGAAAUCUAAAGGUUUUUUUUAAAGAGACACAUUUGUCUGAAAGCCACCAGUGAAAGGGUCUCACUUUGCACUGAGACACAGUUGGUGGGUGGCAAGACGUUUAGGACUUAGUAUGGAGAAGCAAAAGAGAAGCAAAGGUUAGAAUUACAGUCAAGAGAAGCAGAGUUCAUGUCCACAUUAUGAUUGUAUAUUCAAACAUGAAUUAUGGUGGCUAGCAAGCCAAAAACACAAAGUGAUUAUUACUUUGAAAUGAGUCUUUUGAAUUUUGCACCAUGAGGUAAAACUCUGUACCCAUCUGUCUUCUUUACAAGCUACUGUUUCUGUAUCAACAGAUAAACUGGCCAAAGCUCUACCAGAGAUAGAAGAAAUAGCCAAACUACUACCUGACCUAGACAAAAUAGGAGAGAACUUCACUUUCAUCAAAAGCCUCCUCUCAUCUGGUAAGUAAACAAAGCUUGAAGUAUUCCUUUCAGUGACUACUUCAUAGAAAAAUCAGAAUAAUCAUUUUUACUAUCAAUAUGUGUUGCAAUGACUGGUUUUCAAAUUAUGCGUUUCAUUGCAUUAAUAGUAGAACACUAGCAAACCUCUUGUCUGCUUCUCACUGGUUUCUUUUUCAUAGUGUUCCUAAUCACUGCAAUUUACCAUUCUUUCAAUAUUAUACUUAUAAGCUUCUAAUGUGACCUUAACAGAAAGAGAUUUCACAGACUGAGCUGUUAAACAAUACAGAUAAGUUACCUGCGCCAUAUUGCAAAGGUCUGCUUUAUUUUUAGCUCCAGCCCUUCUUUAUGUAACCAUGGUUGCUUUAAUGGACCUACAAAAAGACAAUUUUUUUACACAAGAUAACAGGUAUUAAAUGUGUUUGAAUCUGUUAAAUUGUUUGAAAUUCGAGUGUCUUGUUCAUAAAGACUUUCUUCAUAUUUCCAUAAAGAAAGUUGUUGUGACUGAACAAUCCACUGUUCAAGAGUUUCAAUUGCAACGCUAAUAAACUCCAAAUUUCUCAGAUAACUCAAGUACCUUCUAGCCCUGUUUUUCUGAUUCUAAUUUAAUCAUACAAGAUCCAAUCAAUUUCAAUGAUUCAAUCAUUCAAGUUAAAGGAUAAAGACAUAAUACAGUACUCAUAAUGCGUAAUUAAAAAUAAGAUGUUAAGCCUUUUAUAUAUUUUGGUCUCCUUUUGGAUCAAGCCUAGUUCGGGGUGUGCUUAUCCCUUUUAACAGUUUCUCAUUAAGUGGCUGCUUCACUGAAGCUCUGGCACAGCAAUUGCUUUUGGUUGCGUUCACGUCAACUAGCUGUGUCCCUGCUUUGACCACCGUCCCUCAGCUUCUGUCUGAUAUGAUUUUGAUGUUCUUCCUUUUUUUUCCUCCUCCCCUACCCUCCUGUCCUCCUCAACAUUCUUCACAGGUGUGAGUUUGGGUAGUGAAGUCAAAGGAGCUUCUGGUCUGCAUCUGUUGUUAGGUGUGUAAACCUGCACUCUGUAGCGCCGCCCCUCCCUUCUUUUCUCUCUGCUGCUGUUUAACCCCCACCCCCCCUCCACCCCCGUUGCCGUGGCAUCAGUAUUGUCGCGGGCUCAUGCUUGGUUGGCUGCCUUGGAUGGCUGCCUUGGAUGGCUUGAAAGGUAGUAGAAGAGCAUCUUCCAAGGAUGUUGGCUUCCAGGUUGCAGACCAGUACUGCUGAUUAUGAUGGCAGCAUUUAGUACCGACACAGUAAUUCAGGGGUGUGAACAGUCACAGGGAUUGUGAAAACAUGUUAACUAGGACUCCGAUUAUUGAAUGAUGAUAUACAUUGAUUGAUCAUCCAAUUCUAUUUGGCAGAAAAUCGUCAAGUCCCUCACUCUACAAGUUCCUCUCUCCCUCUUUCCGAAUUAUUUGGCAAUCCAGGGAGCUGACCUGUUAACGCUCUUAAAGGAAAGUGUUCAAUGAAAAUCUGCUACAGUUAAAAAAAGGUGUUUUUCCUGGUCUGAGAAGCUCUUUAAUGCAGAUAAAGAAUCUCCCUCUUCAAUUUUGUUAUUUCUUUAACCUGACUGUCCUUGGCUAUACUUCUUCCCCUCUGUGUGUUUUUCUGCCUCCUUUGACUUCCACCCUUCUCCCCUUCUGGCCUGGAUUGGCUGUUUCCUUUAACUACAUUAACACUCACGAAUCUUUGGGGUGCUCUCAUUCUGUCUUUAUUUACUCCUUCUCAAAUGUUUGGAAAAGCACCGAAAAUACCAUGAAAAUAACUAUCCUAAUUCAAAAUGUCAUGAUUUUAAAAGGCAAUAAUUCUCAUAUUAUGUCUGUUUGGUAAUAAUAAUGAUCUAAAAUAGGUUCAGAUUUGGUGAUGAUCAAAAAUGAUCAUUAUUUCGCCUGUGAUGAUAGUGAUAGGUUGAUUCUAAUGUAACUGGAUAGCAUUAAGAUUGCUUAAAGGAUAACUUAAUCUUCUGAAGUCAUUUAAACAGAACUUGGCAGACCAGACAGGACCACGCCUCUGCUGUGAAUCAUAAAGCCAGCUAGAAGACGUGUUUAUGGAUCUGUUUUCCUUCUGUUCUCAUGCUUUCACACCCUGACAAAGCUCAAAGGAAUUCUGUUUCAUCAACACCUAAGUUGUUAUAUUCAAACAUACAGCGUAGUGGCUCUCUAAGAACGGUCCCAGUUUUAGUGCUAACAGAACGUUGCGUGUUUAUUAGCAUGGUCAUUCAUGUCGUUACACAAAUUCUCUCAUAAAUCUAGUUCCUUUGAUAGAUGUAUUUUGUCCAGCAUGCAUUAAUAGCUUUUCUUUAGCGCCAAUACCAAAGUUAACUUCACAAACUGCUCCCACCCAGAAAAUCCACCAGGUAAUUCACAGUAAUUAAUAAUGUACAACUAGAUUUAUGAACUAAAGUGUCUUCAGGAACUUGUGUUGCAGUUAAUAUUUACUUUUAGUUAAUAUUUACUUAUACUUAUUAAAAGUAUUUUGACUCUUAUUCUGAUUCUUGAACAAAUCAAAUAGCAGCUACAUACUUAUUCUUUAAAACGGUAUAUUAGGGGUCCUAGUAAUUAACAUUAAUAAAUAGUUAAUAAGCCUCUUAUAAUACCCUAUAAAACUUUAAAACUUAUUAAGUGCCUAAUAAGGAUUUAUUGAUCUCAAUAAAUCUCUGUUUCCACUUUAGAUCCAGUCGCUGCAAAGGAGUAUUGUUAGCUAUCAAGAAGUAUUAAUAAAUGAUUUAUUUAUUUUCAUGAGGCGUCGUCAACAUCGUCAUCAUCAAGGCUCUUGAUUUUUGCUGUACUAUAAAUAUAGACAUUUGUAAAAUUAGAAAAACAAAGAAACAGCACGGUGUAAGAUUUUCCAAACAUUUGAAAUUCAAACACUCUUUAUUGUCUCCAUCUUUCUGAUCGUAGACAUGUUUUAAACCGCAACCUGGUGUCUCCUCCACUGUGGGCAUCAUAGUCUCCCUAAGCCUCUUUAAUUUCAAAAUCAGCACUUGGUAGCCGAUGGUGCAUUUAAACAAGUAACCUUAUUCUGUUUUGUUGUGUCUCCUUUGGUAGAAACCUCAGGCGAUCCUCCGCUUAAUGCUGCAGAUUCAUCUGCCGCUGCCACACAAGAUAGCAGCGACAAGCAGUACAAAAAGGCAAGUGACCAAAACCUUUUUUCACUUUUAGGCUCUGACCUCGCUGCUUCACCGAAGCUUGUUCUCACUCAGCUCCUGUCCGCAGCUUGGCUACCUUUCACUUCAGUGGGAAGACCUGCACUGGACUGAAUUAAAGUAUAACCAAUGAUGAAACAUAUUUACUCUUUUGAAUAAUGAAGUUCCUCUGAUUGUGAAUUGUGAGUCUUACACUGGCUGUCAGACAAAAAUUCAGUCAGGAUAAGGUUGUUAUAGCCAUGUUGCAAUGACAUGAUAAGAACAUGGCUCUUUUAUUAAGGCCAUGCAGUAGAAGUAUCACUAGAUAAGUUGUUAGUUUUCCAAGCAUACAGUAAAGUUUCACCACAGUGAACUUUUUCAUGGUAUUCUGAAAAAAGGUGUAUGUCCUUGCUCAUUCUUUCAGAUUCAGAUCCGAGAAAUUAUGUCAUUAAGUCAUAUAUUUAUCACUAAUUCAAACUGUGGCUCCUCUCCUAGUCGAGUUUCUCAGCCAUUUUUCCAGGAAAUCAUGUUUAUAGAGGCUAUUCCUGUUCCAGCUUUUUAUUUAACCACUUUAGUCUCUUACUAAACCCUCAAGAUGUAUAUCUGUCUCAUUUCCAUUCAUUAUGUCUUUCUGUUCUUUCCAACAAAGCAACCUGUUUCAGUGUCCCUCUGCUUGAUAUUCCUGUGCUCUGUGUUUUGUAAAAAAAAAAAAAAACUCCAAAAAAGUUUAUAUUUAAAAAAUGUAUAUAUCAUUAAUAUACAGAAAAAACAAUAGUUGUUGCUUACUUUUUCUUUGCCCUGCUUUUAGUCUGCAAUCAUGGUCCCCAACAUGAGCAAACAUUUGUGAUGUUCCUCCUGAAUUUUUAUUCAACAGAUUCUGAGUAUUUACAGACCAGAAAGAAGAAAGAUUUUUAAAAUGAUAAUUAUUCAUAAUGACGUCAUGUUGGGGAACCCUGAGCUACACUUCUCAUGCUUAGCCAAAUUCUGUGCUUUCCCCUGAUAGAAAGAUACGCUAUAGCCUGCUUUGCUAAUAUAAUCAUCUUCAGCUCCAUGAAGCUUUUUAUGUUCCAAACUGACCAACAUCAUUGUGUUGCACAUUCAAACAUUGUAGAUCCUAAUAAACCAUGUAUUUUACACUGCUAAGUGUAAAUAUGAUGAUCAGUCACAGUGUUUCCUGAUGUAUAGUGAACAUACAGUCUGAUGUCUAAAGUGGUGCUUGACGGUGAGGAAAGACCUUGUGUUGUUGCCACUUGCUGAGAGGUGCUGGUUGUGGUAUUAGUAACCUCCUCUGCCUUCAGUCUGGCAAAGUUUGACUCCUCCCUUCUGUUUGUGAGAGAAACUGACUUUGUUGGGUCACACUGAUGUUGGUGGCAAGAUUACCAAAGCCAAAGUCCUUAGGUCUUUAAAACUUGAGCUUUGACUGUGUCAUGAUUCUGAGACACUUCUGAGAUUCAUGAGACGGAGAACCACAGGUCAGGUUUCCUCUGUUGUUGCCCUGUGUUUGGAUGCAGCAAUGCCUGUAUGACUGACCAGCCCAAUGGCUGGUUGUUGUCUUUUUGCUGCUCCUGCUUGUCUCUCAUUAUGGCGUACCUCAGCAGGGUCUGCUUGGCGAGCUCAUUCUUAUUCAACAGCAGAUCCAGCGGCACGAGGAGGAGGUCCGGCGGGCCGCAGCCGCCAAUAAUGCGCGUCCCCCACCGCCAGAGCCUGCUCCCAGUCCGCCUCCGAACCCCAACCCCCUUCAACAGAAACGCAAGGUGAAGGUCCCCACCCACUUAGAUCGCCCUAUCCCACCAAUGCCUUCGGAGAGAAAUAGAACUUAAAAACACUCUAAAAGCAAGCCAACUUUUACAAAAUAAGAAAAUAAUUCAACACCAAGCUGAAAAGCAGUUUCAUGGCCUCUCCUAUGAGAGUUUCAAGUCUGUUGAAACUGUUUGGAUGUGCUCAGAAGUGUACUUUGUUGCAUGUGUAAGCACAGCCAAUACUCCUUUUACACAUCCAGUCAGUAUAAUAAGUAAAAAACUUGUACCAACCACUAGAGAUAAGUCACAACAGAUCUUCAGCUGGUGUUCUGUCUCUACAAUUUAAUUUGUGAGAUUAGAGUUAACACUUUGGAUGUCCAAAGAAAAUAAAUAUUAGAACUAAAGCUCUAAAUUUGAGAGUACUCUAAUCCAGCAGGGAUGAGAGUACUUCAACAUGAUCAGCUGCAAAUCAGUCAGUCAGCAGCUGUAUAGUAUUUCAGUGAUGCAUCUAUACCAUGAAUACAGUAUUUCAAGAAUUAAUUCCAUCAUGGUUGCAUGAUAAUUUUAUGUAUUUUUUUUUAACACAUUGAUAAGCCAUGAUGUUAGUGUUUUUCACAUCAUUUUGUAAACUUUUAAGCUAAUUAGUUAUACUUUUAGUGCAGACAAUGUGGCAUUUCAUUACUCUAGUCUGUCCCCAACAGUAGCCGCCCUUUACAAACUCACAUAGUUUUUCAGGCUACCUAAGAUUCUCUUGUCCUGUUGGUGGAGAAGGCGUGAACGCUCUUUCGUAGGAGAGUAAAAGGCAGCGCAGUGUCGCUCUCUCAUGCAAAUGGACAGAUAGUCGUCAGCAGCACUCCAUUCAUGUUCAGAUGCAGUGCAUGGAGUGGAGUGGCAACCCGCUGCAUGGUGUGAGCUGCACUUUUUUUCUCAAGCUAACUUGAGUGUUUCGAAGGUAGAGGCCUUAGACAUGAGUAGUUCUGUGAUGUCUCCAUACAUUCUUCCUUAGAGAAAUCAACACUUGAAUCCACUGUUGGUGAUUUAGAGCAAACUUUUCUAACCUCCUGUGUGGUCUAAAAUAGUCUUUGAUAACAUAGUUUGGUGUGUUUCUUAAAUCCCCUUUCUUUUGCUUUGAAAUCCCAUUUGUCUGUGUAAUCUGUGUCUACGCUCUCUGUCCUGUCUCUCAUCCUGAUGAUAAUAAUGCAAGUGUAUCAGAUAUCAGACAAUCGUUCUGUCUUUCCUGAAAAUCAGGUUGUAAUGUCUACAUAAUAUUCUGAUCAUCUUCAGCUGUAUUUUCAAGGACUCACUCUGUAAUUUUUGUUUGUUUGUGAAUCAGUAGCUUUUUGAUCAAGCCUAAAUAAUACCUGGAUGAGUUUUCUGCCUGAAAUCCGGUUUAUGUCCCUCUUUUCUGAAUCCUCAUCACUGGUCCUCUCUGAGAUUCACUGUGUGCACGUAAUCAAUUUUGGCGGUGCUUGUGGGAUUUUGUGCUUGCAAAGUUGCACAGCUAGAGCGACGAAAAGGCCUCGUUUUCAUAUAAGAGAAGAAAGACUGCAUUAACCUAUUUUCUUGCUGCUCUUUUUUAUUUGAACCUUUAGUCAUCUGACAAGGAAAAGAUAGAUCAGCUCCAAGAAGAACUGCUCCGUACCCAGGUAUAGUGGAUUGGUUUUACUUGCAUCUGGUCUUAAGUAAGAUGGUUUAAACAGAACAUGCAAACUAUCCUUACAUGUUUAGAGUUUUUGAUGUCCAGUUUUCAUAAGGCUCAGGGUCAAUAACAUGGCUUUUUUUUUUAAUGAUGAAAACUACCUAUAAAGAUAAAGAUAAAGAAGUCCUCAACCACCAUCCAUGUUUUCCAUUAAAAUUGUUAAUGCAGUGUUGCUGAUGUUGAUGUUGCUGUAUUUUUGGGUGGACUAUGUUGUUUAUCAUCCAGUUAAAAUAUCAGCGCAUGCUGGAGAGACUGGAGAAGGAGAAUAAAGAGCUGAGAAAAGUGGUCUUGCAGAAAGACGACAAGGGGAUUCACCAAAGAAAAGUGAAGGUCGGUGUUUUUAUUUUUGGUUUAAUUGCCUACAGCGCAUCCAUAAUUCUCCCCCGCCUUAAGUUGAUCCAUCUUUGCAUUGUCACUUGGGAUAGAACUGUCGCUAACUUGUUACAUUGUGACGAUACAAAACACUUACAUGUGUCACUUUUGUGUCAUCCUGUAGAAAUCCCUUAUUGACUUGUAUUCAGAAGUUCUGGACAUCUUGUCUGACUAUGAUUCCAACUACAACACCCAGGACCACCUGCCCAGAGUAAGGAGCAGUCAGAUUUCAUUCUACAUCCACUUGAAAAUGAAUUUCUGUUCAAAAGGAUUUUUCUAAUCCUAAAGUCUAUAAACCUUGUACUGUUUCUAAAGACCCUGGUUACUUGUUCAUGAGUUUUCUACAGUGUUAUAUAUUACCUUUUUCCUUCUAUAUUUGUUAUGUCCUUCUCAUUUUUACCUCUCUGUUCCAGGUGGUUGUGGUUGGGGACCAGAGUGCUGGUAAGACCAGUGUGCUCGAGAUGAUCGCUCAGGCCAGGAUCUUUCCCAGGGGCUCAGGGGAGAUGAUGACACGCUCACCUGUUAAGGCAUGUGAAACCAGUCCAGCUGAUGUUUUUAUUAUUUUCUUUGUUAAAAAAAAAAAAAAAAAAACAGAAAAAGUUUUUACUCUUUGUAUUUUUAAAAGCAGUUACUUCAGUUUCUCUCUCCUCUUCUCUCUGCAGGUAACACUGAGUGAAGGCCCCCACCACGUUGCCAUAUUUAAGGACAGUGGCCGAGAGUUUGACCUUACCAAGGAGGAAGAUGUAAGUCUCAAAAUGAAUGGAUGAAUUUUUCAUGUUCACUGUUAUAUCUUCUCUGUUAUGUCUGCUCUUAUAUCCUCUUCUGUCCUUCAGCUUGCUGCUCUGAGGCAUGAAAUCGAGCUGAGAAUGAGGAAGAGUGUGAAGGAGGGACAGACAGUCAGCUCAGAGGUAAGUUAUAGAGCUUCCACUCAUAUGUCAAAUAAAGCCAGAACUUACUUAUUCCCAUCUUUCAUUAAAAAAUCAUGUACAUUUUCUUCAUAUCAGACAAUAUCCUUGAGUGUCAAAGGUCCCGGCAUCCAGAGGAUGGUUCUUGUUGACUUACCAGGUGUCAUCAGUGUGAGUAUACUUUCAUAAGAUAGUAGAAAUGCAUUGCUCUUAGUUCUGGUUAUAAACUGUCACCCUUGUAUAAGCCAGUUGACUGAAUUUGUCUUGAAAAAUCUGUAUUACUUGUUUUUUAAUGUUUUGUCAAUCUUUGCGUGUUGAAGACGGUGACCACAGGCAUGGCAUCAGAUACUAAGGACACUAUCUUCAGUAUCAGCAAGGCCUACAUGCAGAACCCCAAUGCGAUCAUCCUCUGUAUUCAGGGUGAGCGAAGACUUUUCUAAUUGCAGCACUAAACAUACUUAUCAAUGGACUUUCAGAAGACAAACUUAAAGACCCGCUCCCUUUGUGCCCCAUCACUGUCUUCUUAAAAAAUGCCUAAAUACUAGCCUUUCAUCUUUUUCAUACUUCUUAUAAUCUCCAUAGUCAUGUAAACUCUAAUCAAAUCUUCUCCGCUCUUCCUUGUCUCUAUACAGAUGGCAGUGUGGAUGCAGAGCGGAGCAUUGUAACAGACUUAGUUAGCCAGAUGGACCCUCAGGGGAAGAGAACCAUAUUUGUUCUGACAAAGGUGGACUUGGCUGAGAAGAACCUUGCCAGUCCGAGCAGAGUAAGACCGCUUAUAGUGAUAAAAGCAUAGAGAUGGGCAAUAAAACAAUAAGUAAAAGUUGAAUUUCUUAACAUAAAAUUUAAAAAGUAUUUUUGAAGUGUAAUUUCAAUCAUGAUCACUAUCAACCCUUGGUAAAUGCUGUAAGAUGGCACAACAGUAAGUACACAUGUAGUACAGCUACAUUAGCAGAAAUCUUACAACCAGUGUGUAAAGCAGCAGCCUGUAUUAGCGGAGCAAUACUCAACAGCUCCUCCAGAGGGUGCUAAUUACUUAAUUUUACGCUGCUGUUUCACUAAGAGAAAAGUGAUGGGGAAGCUUGUACUCAUCAGUGGACUGACAAAACAACUAAAAAAACAUUUUCUCUUUUAGAUCCAGCAAAUAGUUGAAGGCAAGCUGUUUCCCAUGAAGGCCCUGGGCUACUUUGCUGUAGUGACAGGAAGAGGUAACAUCACACUGCCUUUGAUUUCAUGUCAAUUAUUGAGAACUGUCUGUCACACUUUUGUGGAGAACCUUUCACGUGUAACCAGGAUUUACUGAACUGUAGUUUACUCACAGCUUGUUCUGCUGUUUCCUUGUGCAGGGAGCAGCAGUGAAAGCAUAGACUCUAUAAAAGACUACGAGGAAGACUUUUUCCAAAACUCCAGAUUACUAAGGUGAGUGACACCUCAUUCCCCCAAACUUGAAUUCCUCUUCAUAUGAAUUGCUUCAAAGUUGACCAUGCCCGUAUCUCUUUGCAACAAGGGACGGCAUGCUGAAGGCUCACCAGGUGACCACGAAGAACCUGAGCCUGGCUGUCUCAGACUGCUUCUGGAAGAUGGUUAGGGAGUCUGUGGAGCAGCAGGCAGACGUCUUCAAAGGUAUGAAUACAUUGAAAUACACAAGACUAACCAUGAUUCAAACAAGGGGGAACUGACUGCUUUUACUUUUUGUUUUCGCCUUUUGGUAUAUGACUAUUACCAAUUCCUGUUACAGUCACAGAUGUGUUUUAAUAAUGUGAAUGGGCAUGAUGCAUAUUUCUCUGUUAACUGUACAGGGAACAGAUGCUAAUCCCCUUCUUCUUCUGACUUCCACACCUCCCUGUAUUGGCUUUACUCGGCCACACUUGUCCACAAUCCGGCCUCCCAACUGCAAUUAGUCCGAACAAUCACAAGCCAGUUGCUAACAGUACAGGAGAUUUAUGGCUUUGAAACUGCAGUUCCCAUAGGUCCAUUGUGUGGUGUAUCGAUCCAUAUCCUGUCAAAUCACACACAGCCGGCCUCCAUCCUCCCUGCUUGGCGCCCAUGUGGCCCCACAACCAGCAAUUAGCCUAAUCUCCACUGUGGAUAGGGAGCUGGGGAAAGGGACAGCAGGCUUGGGGUGUGUAUGUGUGUGUCUAUGUAUGUAUGUAUGUAUGGAUAUGUGUGUGCAUGUGUAUGUGCGCACAUACCUGAGAAUUAAAACUGGCUUUUGAUAUAGAGUGUGAAAUUGGCCCCAAACCCUCUCUUCCCAAGGGACCAGUUAAGACAGUGAGAGUGUCCUCACCCACUUUAAAGGAUCGGCACCAUUACGAGUCUGAAAGCUGCUUUUUUAUCAUACCGAGUUGAAACAAAGGAGGCCCUGCACUUGUGCACUCAUUGCCUGUUGAGCAUCGAGACCUAAUGUUAGAUGAAGCAUAACACUUAGGCUGAGAAAGUAGGGUAUGAGAUUCAUGUCUGCAUGGUGAUAUGCACUUAUAAAGUGACAUUAAUGUGGGGGUUUCAUUACAUUUCAAUAAAAAGAAUAAAAAUGUGUAGGAAACAAAUUGAAAAUUAAAUAUUGUUAAAUUUUCAGAUGUUUAAGUUGUGAUAGAAGGUUAAAUCAAAUGUAUACUGUUGCUGUCCAUCUUUCCCUCAGCGUCUCGCUUCAACCUGGAGACUGAAUGGAAGAACAACUAUCCUCGUCUGAGAGAGCUGGACAGGGUGAGAAAUAAGAAUACACAGAGAGGAAAUAAUUUUAGCCAUUUUAAAAAACAGAGAGGUCGCAUAUCAAUAUUUUUCUAAAAACAAACAAACAAACCGACUAAUGGUUUUGACUCUUUGCAGAAUGAACUCUAUGAAAAAGCCAAAAAUGAAAUCCUGGAUGAAGUCAUAAGUUUGAGUCAAGUGACUCCUCAACACUGGUAAGUCAAUGAAACAGUCUUACUCAAAGUUUAAGUCUUUGGUUUGGAUUCUUAAAAAUGAAAUCUUUACUCCUGAUAAAACUUUUUUAGGUACACAAACAUUGGUUACAUCUAAAAAAUCUGUAUUUUUGGUUUGACAUACGGUAUUUUUACUUUUGUUUAUUCACAUACAAAUAAAAUCUUUAAAGGUAGGGACAGAAUUGAAAAUAUAAAACAGACAUUACUGUUGUUAGUCCAUGUUUUUGUUUCCACUCUAUACAGAUGUCUCAAAUAAGUUGCACCUAAUUUAGUCUGAGAUCUGAAAAUGUGUCUGUCUGGUCUAAUAUCAGAUGGAUCAUUAAUUUUUACUGAAGCAAUCGUCCAGGUUUGAAUAUUAAGUUAUUUUCAGAGCAAACUGCAGGUCCAUCUUUGUAUGUAUUUACACUUAGGCUUGAAUGUGUUGUUCUUCCUCAUCCCCGGUGAGGAAAACCUCGCUAAAUGAUAUGUAUGCAUCGUUUGCGGUUGUCCCAAGUGUGCGUACCGUCACUUCUGGCUGAUCAAUAGUCUGAUGAAUGGCCCAUGGAUGGGAACAGGGGUGGCCCUGUUAGCCAGCCUGCAGCCAGCCAGCAAUAUUGGAGAUAGUGCUUAUUGACAGUGAGGAGUGUUAGCCUGAACAAAAGGCAAGCCUAAUGAAAUAUGAGCGUGUGUUUAUGAUAAAUGAGAGCGGCACAACCCUGGCUUUGUCUAUAAGGGAUUCGGGGAGGGUUUUGUUUCUUUGCCACACUUCUACUGAGGGAUUUAGUGGGAGUGUGGAGGCUGGUAGCCGCUAACAGGGUCAUAUUAAAGCUAUACUGAAAACUACAGUACAAGUGUGAUCGCAGAGGCACUGAUCAAACAAUUGAAAGAGGCUCAAGAAGAAUUCCCUCUCACUUUAAGUUCUGUCUCUAAACAUCGUCUCUUUCUGUCCCGAAUUUGACACAUACAGCUACUUUGUUUCCAGCCUCUCUUUUUUAUUAAGCUAUCUUAAUGCACCACAAGUGUAUUUUAAAACAAAAAAUGAAAUAUAAGUGUUGUAUAUUGGGCUUAGUGGCCUAGGGUUUACAAAACAAAAAUAUCUUCUUUCCUGUAGUUACUGGAGGUUGAAAAAUCUUCUUUUAUCCAUUCAGGGAGUCAAUCCUGCAGAAAAAGCUGUGGGAACGUGUUUCUACCCAUGUCAUCGAGAACAUCUACUUGCCUGCUGCCCAAACAAUGGACUCUGGUACCUUUAACACCACAGUAGACAUCAAGCUCAAGCAGUGGACAGACAAGCAGCUUCCUCACAAAGCUCUUGAGGUAAUACUGGCUGGAUUAUAAGACUGUUCAUAACAUAAACAUGCCUUCUUCAAGAUGGGUGAAAUUUAGCCGAGUGAAGUUUUGCUUAACUGGUAUUCAGAGUAAAUGUGAAGCUGUGGGUUUUUGUUCAAUUGAUUUAUUACUGGGCCUGUUUCUUAUUGCACUGUUCUUGUGGCUAUUUAAUGGUUUGUCCAUAGAGUGCAGAAAUAAUGGAGUAAUUAGGUAAUAGUGUUAAAGUAAUGUCGGCCUACUCUCACCCUGCUAUACUUUGCCUGCCAUUAGGUUGCCUGGGAGACACUGCAGGAAGAGUUCGCCCGUUUCAUGGCUGAAUACAGAGGCAAAGACCAGGACGACAUUUUUGACAAGUUAAAGGAGGCUGUGAAGGACGAAAGUAUCAAGAGGCACAAAUGGAACGAGAGGGCAAUGGACAGCCUGGUAAACACGCAGUUCAAUCACUCAUCCUGAGUACAAGGAUGCACUUUGUAGAGAACAAAACUUGCGCAUUUAGUUUGACAAAAAUGAGUUUUUUUUAUCUUGGCUUGUGUGUUGUUUGUGUGUCAGAGGGUGAUCCAGCACAAUGCCCUAGAAGACAGGUCCAUCACGGACAAGCCCCAGUGGGAUGCGGCAAUCCAGUUCAUGGAGGAAACCCUGCAGUCACGACUCAAAGACAGUAUGUUAGCCAUGUUAGCUUCCAGUCAGGAUAAGUGGAGGAUCUAGUCUAAUUUACUCUUUCUUUUCUUUAAACAUGUCUUCUCUUUUGACAUCAUAUUUACUCUCUUUUUUUGUUGUAGCUGAGUCAGUAAUCAGGGAUAUGGUGGGUCCAGACUGGAAGCAGAGGUGGCUAAACUGGAAGAAUCGCACUCCAGAACAGGUCAGAAAAUGUCUUUACACCAAGUUAUCAUCUAUGCUAUUUAACACUAACUUUCCACCACAGAGGCAGCACUCACUUGUUUUCUGACCUUUCAGCAUAUUCGUAAUGAAACAAAAAACGAGCUGGAGCGCUUGCUGAAGCUUCACGAUGAUCACACGGCCUACUUGGCCAACGACGAGGUCACCACAGUCAGGAAGAACCUGGAGGGACGAGGAGUCGAAGUCGACCCUGUGCUGGUGAGAUCAAAAAUGUUGUGGUUUGAGGCUCUAAAAAAACACUGCAAAAAUAUGUGAAAGUAAUGAUGAAGAUAAUAGCUCAAUACUGUUCCUAUCACCAGUGUUUUGUCUUUUUCAUCAUCUUGAAUCAAACAAAUGGAAAAGUAAAUUCUGAUUUCUGUGAUUGUAGUUGCAGCAAAAUAAAGAGUGAAUAUUCCUACUAAAUAAUCAACUUUCUUCAUUUCAGAUCAAAGACACGUGGCAUCAGUUGUAUCGUAGACACUUCCUUCAGAACGCGCUGUCCCACUGUAGCCUCUGCAAAAGAGGCUUCUAUUACUACCAGAGACACUUUGUUGACUCUGAGGUAUUUCCAGAGAAGAACUUCUCCUGAGUUGUCUUUCAUGGACACCUUAUUUCCAGCUAAUUUUAAAGAUAAUCCAAAGCUAAGUUUGUGCCCUCAUACUUUUUCAGUUGGAGUGCAAUGAUGUGGUACUGUUCUGGAGGAUCCAGAGGAUGCUGGUCAUCACAGCCAACACUCUCCGACAGCAGCUCACCAACACUGAGGGUAAGUGUAAUGAACGAUUAGAUUCAAAAACAAGGUGGCCAUUUAUCAAGGUAAAACAGAGACUUUAGUUCGAUUUAGAAACCAAACCCUGCACCACAUAGCCCCAAAUUGUCACAACAGGUGUAACUGUUUGAAUUGGGUAUUGGUCACUGCUGGCCUCAGCUUUAUUAUAUAGUGUAAAACCAGCUACUCAGAUUGCCAAUAAUCAUUUGAUAAUAAAAUUGUUCCUUUUUCCAAUAUACACAAAUAAAUGUCCUGGAAGAAUAAUCGACCAUUUCAAGGAUGAGAAUAUAUGUUGAUCACACCAUUCAAUGAGAACAAUGAGAGGAAAAAUCUGAAGUAUUGUCGCUGAAUUGAAUAUUUAUUAUGCACUAUGUGUGUUUGUUCCUCCUUUUGUCCUCUUUAGUGCGUCGGCUGGAGAAAAAUGUGAAGGAGGUGUUGGAUGAUUUUGGGGAAGACUUGGAGAAGAAGAGCCACCUUAUCACCGGCCGUAGAGUCCAGCUGGCAGAGGAUCUCAGUAAGUCACUCAAAGACAUGACAGCAGGAAAAAGUAUUCAAGUUUUCACGGUAAACAGAAACAUCCGUUUGUUUUCGGGCCAAAGUGAAAAUUACAAAGCAGCUUUUUUCGAUCGCUACUUUUUUGUGAUCACUGAAGUGGUUUUUUACUGGUCACACAGUGACUUUGAUUUCUGAACAUGUUGAUGUUGUUCUGUAUUUAGUAAAGAUUCCUCUUUGUGGGAUGUAUCAAACUUGCCAGCAGGUGGCAGUGGUGCUUAAAAAAUAUGGUAUUGACCAGUUGCUUAGAGCAGUCCUAACACAGUAGAGCAUCAAGCUAAUGGAAUAACUUCAGUUUCACUCAUUGUUUCAUUGUCCCUCCCUUUGUAGCAUGUCUGUGUGUAAAGUAGGGCUGCUCAAUUUAGGCAAAAAUACUAUCAUGAUUAUUUUUGAUCAGUUUUGAGAUGACAACUGUUACUGAUUACGCAAUUACUGAUUUGACCACACCUGCAUCACAUACAUUCAUUGAACUUAAGCACUUUCGACUCUCUUAAACAUCCAAAAAACUUUAAAAAACACAAAUAAUGAAUAUGUGAAAGAUAUUUCUUAUACACAGUUAUUUUAUCCUUAUCUGACUCACUCUUCAAAACUGACUGGAUUAUUACAGCAGAACCAUAAUAGUGCUGUUGGUGACAGAGUGCUGCAUACUUCACUCUAAUUUUGAAGCUCUGACUUGAUUUUUCACUCAUCUGAGUACAGGACUUACACUUGUGUUAAAAGUCAAGGAUUUACGCUCUUCUACCACUUACAUUUUAUCACACGCUGUAAAUCUUCCCUAUCAGUCAGCCUGUUUAAACCUUCAUCUUUAUAACAUCAAGACAGAAGUCAAUAUUUUAUCAUCCAUAUACAGACGUCACAGAUUGUGUAGCUUGGCAGUUGCUGGCUCGUUAAUGCUGGAUAAUACUUUUUAACACCUUGCUCUGGGGCUCACUCUUGUCUCUUUGCUUUACACUCACACACACCAGCCUCUACCCUGUCAGUGCUAUAAAACACCCCAACUAUCACCAGUGGCUGCAUGAUUCUUUGUACUGCUGUAGCAUAACAUGUUGAAGUUACAAAGUUCCCUGCAUAACAUGUUUUGUGCCAUCCGUUACUUCUUCACCCUCCCAAAUUCGGUUGCACAUCAAUGUGUAAGCUUCUGAUGGGGACGUUUUAUAGUGUACCGGCCCCUUGAUGCAUCAGCCCACCAGGAAAAUGCCAUGUUCUAGAUUGCCAGUCCAGCCCCGGUCAGGGCUCCCUCCCCACUUCAUUUUAAAUACAGGUUGAAGUGAGAGUUGUUAGAGAGCAGUGGUAGACCACAGGCUCUGCUGUGAAAGCAGGAAGGGAGGCUGUGCUCCACUCGACAAAUUAAACAAAACAUGUACAAUUCCGCAGACAGCACAGUCAUUGUCUAUUCUUCAUAAUCCAAUUUUCAUCAACCUAAAAUGAGCCAAAUUUGUAAUUGUAAUCAUAACCUGAUUCAUCGCACAUCCUUGCUGUAGAAGUAUGACUGACCUUAGACAACAUGUACACUUGACAAAAUUUACCUGCUUGUGGUGACAGUCAUCAUACAGGCAAAGUGACUAACUGAAUUUUACUAUGAAUAUGAGACCUUACAUUUGUUUUUGGAAGCUGUGCUGUGUUCCAACUGCCAGGCCGUCCCUCUCAGGUUUACGCACACUUAAACACACAAACACAUAAGAUGGUCCACAUGCCUUGCAGACAAGCCCAGACCUGCAUGCACUUUCUGCAUCUUUGCUCAUCAGAUGCACACGUGCACACACACAUACGCACACAUAGAUUUUGAUGAUUGCCUCUUAGAUUUUACCAAAUACCCCCUCACUUACCCUGAUAAAGUUCGACUUUAAAUAACAAAACAGAUCUGUUAAAAAUGAGCACUAAGGAUUAUGUGAGGAAGGUGGCCGGUAUAUGUAGUCCCGCACCAGACAUCCACAAUUCUUGAUUGAUGGCAACUUUUGAAAAACAGACCUGUCAACAUCUGUAUCUGAUAUACAUUUACCACACCUGAGUUGGUUGAAUGCACAUUCAUGAUUACGUAUUUUGGAACUAAAGAAAAUACAAGAAUCACUUGGUUGGUUUAGAAAAAAGAAAAAAAUGUUGAAAAAUCAGUACAUUUGAAACGCCAUAAAUGAACCAGACAGUAUUGCAUAUUACUAGCAUGUUCUUUCUGUAUGUAUGUAUGGGUGGGAUGAGGCACUUCUGUUUAUGUUUGACGGAAAUGGUUACCACAGACAGACUGAAAAGGUCUUUGUUGUUUUUGUUUUUUGUACUACAUCAACUUCCCCUCUUAUAACUGACAAAUAUUCACAUGUAGGACUGUGCAGCUAGUGACCUGCUUUUAUUGUCUGGUGCUUGUAUGGCCUCUUAAAUCUCUUUAUAUUUAGAAGAAGAGGAUGAUUGAGACACACAUGUUGCAGGUUGAUACCCCUGACAGCAGUCUUGUGGAGUUGAACAAACAUGUGUUUCAUUAUAACAACUGGAAUUUUGCUUAUUUCAGUUGGUUAAAUACAUUUUGGUUGCUGUUUGUACGGUGGCACCAAAGUUGCAAUACUUGGUUGGGCCCUAAAUAUUUGGUCAUUUUUACCUAUCAGUCUCCUGAGAGCUCAUAUUAAGAGGUACAAUGAGGGUUGAUCCAUUUCUCACAGGUCCCACUCAUCUAAACAAGUGCAAAUUUACAAAGCAACACAUGACACUUGCUUCUAUCACAAAACUCCACGUGUGACAAACAAACAUUAUAAUAGAUCCUGUUACCACGGCUGCAUGGCAGCAUCAUUUAUACACUCUUAGCUCAGAAAUUCUAUUGUGACAAAAACAAAGGCCACACAGUUGAAUGAUGCAAGACUCUCAGUGGUUAGUUCGUGUGUGUUCGUGUGUGUGUGUGUUUGGAUCUGUUGACCAAGACUUGCAUUUAUCACCCUGGGACAACACACACACACACCUAGAAUGAUGUUUUCGCCCAGUUACCAGGAGUGUAAACACAGAUGUGUACCCAGAUCAUGUAUGAACAGGAUACUAACUGUGUUACACAUUUAAGCAAACAUUUCUGAUAGCAAACACAUUGCAGAGAGUAGAUUUACAAUGCACACAUUUGCAGGAAACUGUCUUUUGCUUUUUCUCUGUAUUGGAUUGUUUUAUUCUGGGAGCUCAGAGGAGAGGAGAGGGAAGAAGGCACACACUCCCUGACACACACUCUGAGUUUUUUCUCCAUUCCACAAACUGUGAGGAAUGCCCGGACCUGUCUGACCUUGCAAAUCCUAAGAGGCAAGUUGAUUCCAAACUUCCCCAAACAGGCAUGACAUUUCCAUUCCCACCAUCACAGACUCCGCUAUUGGAUAAAUGUGGGAAUGCAGUUUGAAUCUGUGGUGGGAUCUACAGGGUAGAAAAACACCUGUGCAUGCACCUUAGACCCUACCAACAGGGUUCUAGACCUGUAAAGGGUCAGGCAUGAGGACAUAGUUACUUUUCUCUGCAGUUGAUCCAUUUAUAUGUCAGUUCCUACCAGCUAGGGUUGAUCUUUUUUUAAUCAGAACUGACAAGAAUAUAAUCUGUUCAGCACCAAAGUUACCUGUAAAAUUAAGUGUAGUUUAUACUUUGGCUCUCAAUUAAAAUUCCUAGUGUUUGACAAAGAAAGCUUCAAGUUUCGCAUCAACAUACGUUAAAACCAGACAAGACUUGGAUGGUAGAAAUGUCAGAAAAUUAAUCUUAUAAAACAAAUAAAUUACUCUUAAUCCAGUGGGCUAAAAGUUGCGUACCAUAAACUGAAUUGUUCUUGGAGUCUGCCUGGAUAUUUUUUAUUUCUCUCAUCCAUGUGUCCCUCUUUCCUCUCAUGUCCUGACUGACUGUCAUGUCUACUUCUCAUUAGAUGCAUAAAAGUGUCCAAAAAAUACUGACACCGCUCAUUUUGUUUUAACCUGUAACAUUAUCAAAUCUGCUUCAAAUAUACCUCUCAGCAUGCCUAUACCACUCAGAGCUAAUUUUAUGCCGAAGCCAGACUUUUCUUCACCUCCUACCCAGAAAAUGUAUGUUUCCGAGUUUUAGCUUUGUCAAUCCGUCAGUUUGAGUUGGUGGGUGAGUGGAGGAUCUGGGUCAUUAGUCUUCUGACACUUUGCACAGCCCUUUCAGGGUAAUGCAGACUAGACCCGUGUGUGUAGGCGUGGGUAUGUGGGUCCAUCAGUCUAGACUGAACUGUGAUAGCUGGCUGAUGGGUAGACUCAGUUAUUCUCCUUCGAGCACAAAAUGAGUGAAGCCCUCAAGGUUCAGAAAGCUUUUAGACCAAAUAUUCUUAACAAAAAGUUGUAAAUGCAGAAAUGUUUGACUUGUGGUGGUUUGUUGUAGAUUUAAGCGUCAUGCAUAAGCAUCGAUAGAUCGGCAUGUCCAUUUACUGUGAUACAAUACUGUACCCAAAGCAAGGGGAAACAUGCGUUGUGUCUGUUUGCUUUAUGAUGAAAUCCAUUUCUAGAGUCAGACUUUAGGCCUGAAGCAUCUUGGUCAACACGGCAUCUCUGUAUCUUUAACAAGAAUGACUUUAUAUUUUAAUACAGUUUUAAAUCAGGAAUUUAGGGCACUGAUAAGAGUCGUCGCCCCUCGCCCUAUAUUUAGCCUGUUCGAAGACAACGGCUCAGAUCGCCUCAGGCCCAAACUAUGACCUUACCCCUGAGGUCAGCAGGCUUACAUCACAGGCUGCUUGAUCUAGCGAGCGUUUCUCCCACCUCACCAUUUCUCUGAGGGUCUGUGACACGGUCUGCUGUCUCUGUCAAAUUCUGUCCAGCUGACCCUGGUCCCCUCAACCCUCUCUUGACAAUGAGAUAGGGCGAAGGAAUGAGAAACAGAUUAGUGACCCUACCUUUGCCUCUCAGCCUCUUCUUUAGGAAAAGGAGGGAAAAGAGGAGGGAAAAGAGGGCUGGAGAGAAGGUGGGAGAAAGGAUAAACACACUGAACAAAAGCAGAAAUGUGUUCCCAGGGGCACUUUGUUGUAAAGUUCUGUUUGCCCCUACCCGCAGGCUUAUCGCUCAGGUUACAAAUACAGGUCAGGUGUGUGCGUCCAUGAGUGAGGCCGUUAAUGAGUAGCACAAUGUGCAAAAAGGUGUGUGUGCUUGUCAGCGUGUGCCAGACCAGCUGUAUGGCACAGUGCCGUCUCUGGAGCAGCGCCCAGGCCUAAUGUUCAAUCACAAUCACAGGCCUCCAAGGAGACCACAGGGAUGACGCUUGGCUGCUUCAUUGCCCUUCAUAGAAAAUGUGUGUAUGUGUGUGUGUAGUGGUGGAGAAAAUACCACAGAGUUUGAUUUGAAAAGGUUCCUGCCCCGACACCAGAGUGCCUCCAGAGUUACUACGUAAUUGUGAAGUUUUGGAUAUCAUAUUUAAUAUUGUGUCAUUACUAGUUAAGUUAGUGUUGCAAAGUAGGUCUACUGUAAUGUUGUUACUAUGGGCCAUGAAAUCAUGGUUUUGUUUCCCAUCCAGAGAGACCAUUGUGUUGGCAUGAUCCCUCUGUUGCACUUUCACAGAUGCUUGUUGAUGCUGACCACAGGCGAGGUCGUCUCUCUGUCUCAGUUUACAAACACGCAGUGCGCUGCAGAGAUGGUAAACACAAAGACAGUCUUAUCCUUUUAAAUGUGAGCUCAAAAACUGAAACGCUGACUAACUCUCACUUGUUUAUCACUUAGAAAUAAGAUCAAAUUAAAAAGCUACUCUUAAAUUUUAUUAAAAUUAUUUUUUUUAAACUUAAUGUUAAUCCUUCAAAAUGAAACUUUGUUCGUGGGGGAGGUGACUCAGGUUGCAGAUUGAGCCUACAUGGGUACUUUCUGUCUAGUUAUUUGGGAUUUUGGAUUAGGUUUGAUUAAUUGAAGAUGUCUUUUCAUAUAGAGCUUGACUUAAUUCCAUCUUUUCGAGAGUGUUCGCUGGGAGUGUUGAAGUCACUGGGACUGUAAAGUCCUAUUCAACUGGUCGACUUAUUGGUCGAUACGCGCUGAGUCGACUAAAAUUCUGAUUGGUCGACUCGAUUUUUUUUCUGCGUCAGUUUACAGUCUAUGGUUAAUUUCAUUAGGAGGAACAUAGGGUCUCGGAACACCCCCCUUAUUUUUACCAUUUUGGAUUUGCCCAACCCACUGCAGACUGGCUGGAGACAGGAAGAUUGAAGAGUGUGCACAUUGAUCGACGUCCAGUGUUUUGCUGAAUAUUUAUUUGUAUUUUGAGCAUUUAAACUUUAACGUGAGUCCUUCUCUACCAUCCAUGUCCUCUACCACCCCGCCCCAGAAGGGUUUGCCGUCAGUGCCUGAACCCCCGCCCCUCGAUUAGUCCAUUUCUGGUAAAAAAUUUCAGGGUUUUAUUUGACCAAGAUUUUCUUUGGUUGAUUGCAGUCCUAGAAGUCACUGUUAAAUAUUUUAAGUCAUCUCAGGACUCAUCUAAUUGAGAAAGAGGAUUCAGGCCAUGUGUUAUGUGAGUUUUUUUUUUUCAUGACAUUUCAUUCAAGUAGAAAUAUUUACAUGAGCUGUGCAAUAGCUGCAAAUACCCUUGAGUUGAAAAAAGUGUUUCUUGCGUUUAAUUGGCACAAAGUUAUUAUAUCUAAUAAGAUAUUGUCAUUGUAACUGUUUCUGUUGGUGGGACUGAUAUAUAGGAACACCUGGCCUAAAUAACCUUUUACAAGUUCACCAUCUAGAUUGUUGGCUUGUUGCCACCAGCCAGUGCGAAGAUAUGCAUGAUUGUGGAUAUCAGCUUUUGAGUUAAGGCUGUUAGAGGGUGAAGGAAUUAAAGGUGCUAACAGAAGGGGCUUUAAAGAACAUUGAUAAUAUAUAAAGUGUUAGCAUGUUUGCACACGCCAUUACUUUCUCCUUUUCCUUUCUCCUGUGUGGAAACAGAAUACAAUAAAGCUCUGGAUGUCUGGGCUUGCUCACCGGAAUGCCCUCUCAGCCUCACGCUCACUGUUUCCUUUCAUCUCCUCCCCCUCCUCCUCCUCCUCCUUUGAGCAGCUUCCUCCGGAGUGAUUAGUGUGGAGGAGUUCUGCUCUGUAGAGGAUGACGUACCGUCUUAAGGUGUUGUGUCCACAUGUGGCUGUUGUCAGAGGGGAAAGAGCCAUAGUUUAUCAGGACACUGCUGUGGCUCCUGCAUAAACCUUACAGCUGGUUCAUGUUUUCUGUGUGGCUUUGUAAGGGUUGGCAGGAAAUCAGCCUGGACAUCUCUUGGUCUUUUGACUUUUGUACAGUAUUUUUGAGCGAGGCCUUUCGACCUCUGACUAUAGAAAGCUCAUUAGUCCCUGUCAGGUGACAUAUGUUCUCAGAUUACGCGUAAAAACAAAAACCUUAACUUUACACUCCUAAAUGAAAGAAAACAAAUUAUUUUUCAGAUUGCGAAAAACUCAGGUUAUAUCAAAUAUUCCUAUGCUUAUAACUGUAUUAUUUUAGCAUGUUUAUAUUUACACCAUGCAUAGGUUUAUUAAAUCUAAUUAGAUUCCUCACCUUUUCUAAAUAUUGCUGCCAACAGUUUGCUCCGUUAUCAAUCAUUUUAGUUCACUCUGUCAGCAAUCAUAAUUUAACAUCAUAUUAUCCUAAAAUUGUUGCUGCAGCUGACAGUUCACAGCUAAUUUACAGAGUUUAUUCAGUCUGUGCAUUGAUGCAGUUUAAUAUGCUGCAUGCCGUGUGACUGUAAACCACUGCACAGGUGAGAUAGUCUUGCGCUUUUCUUUGUACUUGUUGCACUGAAAGAGGUUGAAAUUUUGACACAAUUUAUUUGCCACUUUUUUUUUCAACUUUUUUUCUCCCCCUAAUAUUAGUGUGAGUCCAAACAACUCAAUAUCUGUACUUUUACAACCCUGGUUGUUGAGGUUGUUUUAACCUCAAAUUGUUUUCGUGUAAAGGCUAACCCACAUGAGUCGGCAUCUCUCAAAGUUUGGUUUUCCCUUGCCGUACCACAUCGCAAUUCAGUGUCGGUGUAAUCACGUCUCGCUAAGGAAGGAGUCUGUCUAAAAGUCUGUUCUUCAGGGGUCAAAAAUGCCACCUUUAAGAGAAAGAUGUUAAAACAGACAAAAAAAUAUGCAUUUUAAAAAGUAUUCGUAUCAUUGUAGACAUGGCCCGAGUGUGCACUUUGGGAACGUGGGGGUGGUUUUGCGCAGUGAGAAAGUGGGCAGACUGUCUGCUCUCUGGCACAUUGGGGACUGCUGCUCCUGCUUGAACUCAUACUUCAACAUGACCUUUCAUGAAUUUGAAUUACUUCCUCUAUUGUUUUGUUUCUCACUCUUCACUUUUCUGCCUAUUGCCUUCCUCUGAAUCUCAUCGAGCCUCCUUAUUUUUUCUUCCUCUCUCUUUUUUAGCCCCCUUUCUUAUUCUUCAAUGCAACAUCUCUUGAAAAUUUUCUUGACACUGUUUUUAAAUCUAACAGACUCUGUCAGGUUAAACUACGGAGGCUCUGCAGCAGUACAGUACAGGUUUGUUUUUUCUCAUAGAGGAAGAAACCUCAAGCUGCAGCUACCAAAUGAUCCAUUUUCUCCACAAAGAGUAGAUCCACAGUUGUCAUAAUACUGGCACAGACAAGUCUCCCCCAUUCAGUCUUUAUCUAGUCUCGUCCUUUAAUGUGUGAAAGCGACACCAGCACUAAUUAUACUUUAGUCUUUGUCCACUACCUGUGUCCACUUCUUAUCUUAUGAUAGCUUUCUUUCAUCUUUGUCUACUGGUUAAGAAGAGGUCAGUACUGAUGAAAGACAUUCUUGUCCUAAGAUCAACGACACAAGACCUCCUCUAAGAAUAAAACUGUUUUCAUUUGAUUCUUUCAUUAACCUUAAGUUAAAAGAAAAAACACUCAGGUCAUGUUUCUUUUGGUAAAAGUUUUUAAAGUCUCCUAUAAAGUUUGAAGUCUGAAGUCGUCUGCUUGUGUGUCUUCCACAAAGUUUUACUUUUCCACUCCUACUUCAGUUUCUCUGAAGAAGCAUGACUGAUCUAAGGCAUGUGGCAUCUGUCUGCUGCUGACUCCUCUGCGUUUACCUUCCCCUCUCUCAUCAAUACAGCUGCCUUGUUUCUUAUUGUCUCCUGUCUGAUAUGUUCAGCUUUACACUCUCAACCUUUUCAGAAACUAUUGCAAAACAACAAAGCCACCCCAUUUCCUGCUCUUUUCUUUCUCUUCCUCCUGCACCACACUCCUUUAAGGCCUUACCUAAGCAUCUGCCACCAUUUACCAAAAUCAUGACCUAUGAUUUUUCCUACUUUUUUAUAAUCUACCUCUUGCCCCUCCCUUCCUCAAAGUCUUUAUUUCUUGCCUGCAUUCACUCCUGUCUGUCACAGCUAGAAUAAGGAACAGCUAUAAUUCCCCUUUUGCAGACACAAUGUUACCCUUCAAAACACCACAGAUAAUUACUCUCCUUGAAAAUCAUGAAAUAGUAUUUGAACUGUAACACACUCGUUUUUUGCCCGAGAGUCUCUGCAUUGUUUCUCAGAUAUUCAAAAAGCUUGUAAAGUCAUUUCAGUCGGAUUUAAUCGACUGAUAAACAACCUCCAGGUGAUGUAGCUGUUUCUAAAUACCCUCCCUAGACACAAACUCAGGAUAUAAAUCCAGCAGACUGAGGAAAUGAGGAAAAGAGCUGUGUGUUUUAGAUGACAGUCAAUCUAGUGGUGAUAAUAGAAGUGGUGAUAAAAAAGUAAAACCAUGAUGGAGGAUGUGAAGCUGUCUUUUAUUCUCUUCAGGGAGCAGCAGCGAGAGAGAGAGAGUGUGGGAAAAUAGGAACGUGAAGGAGAUGUGUGAUGGGAGGGGAACUCCAGCGAGGCUUCUGUUCACAUGUUUCCAGUACAGUGUGGCCACCAGGGACACAUUCUCACUGAUCUGCCUGUCACUCACACACACAUGCACGCACAAAGACGUGACAUCAGUUGCUGGUGGGGAUGAAGUAAUAGGAAAACCAUAUGAUCCCUCGCUGUGGUAAAAAUGCAAACCUAAGGUCAGAGUUUUCUCAUACCAUGUGCAACAGCCCAAAAGAAAGUGUUGUGAACACCAUCUUGAUGUUUAGAAAUUCUGAAAAUCAUUUAAAAAAUUCUGUGUUUUAUCAUUAAAGUCCCACUCCGAUCUUUUUUUUUUAUAUACUUAAAGUGUUAUCGGUGGUCUGUAAAUUCUGAGUAUGAAGUUUUUAGUCAAAAUCGUGUUUCCUGCGUCAUUUUUAAGGGCUUUUCUCCUGCAGAGCUCCAGUAGCUCAUCAGCAUUUCGCCUCUGAGUCGUGGGCGAAGACAGCGCUGUUCUGCACACUCCUCUUCAUGCUAGCUUGCAGCCUAACAUUACUGGUGUAGUAGAAGUAGCAGGUAACAUAGGAGACAAUCAUGUCUUUAGGGACAUGAUGAAAGCUUGUAUUAUUAUUAACUUUCUUACAAGCGCUGCAAUCCGCUAACGCACAUGCUUGUUCAGCGAUCAUCCUCCUAUUUCUCCGAUUGUGACCUGCAUAACGGGGCUCUGGGGGCGGAGCUUGCAUUUGCUAUGAAACUGCCGUUUGGGUCUGCCAGAGAUUCACAGCGAUUUGAAUGCAGAAAUACUCAGAAAUGCAAUUUCGCACUUAUUUUUCUCAUGAUUUGUCCUGAAGCAUCAGAAAAAUGCCAUAAGAACGUAUAAAAAAAACCAAGAAAAACAUGAUUUUCAUCAGAGUGGGAAAUCAGCACGUUCCAAAAGGCUUGUACUUCUCUGAUCAGAUGAUGCUGUGUGUAUUGUGUUGUGAAAGAAGUAAACUUCUGCAGCAAAGGAAUUUUCCCCUUUUAAAGGUUCAGCAGGCAAACACCUGCCGUCCAUCGGCUCAAGCAUUUGGGUCUUUGCUAGAGGCUCAAAAGAAUUCCAGGUGCGUUCGCUGUCUUUGCAGUGUUAUAUGGUUGUGCCGGUGGGUGGCCUCCUGAGUGGCUGAAAAUAUGUAGGUACCUGAAGGCACGGAAAACUGCCAUAUCCAUCUCCAUCAUCCUGUUUGAUUGGCUGAUUUGGGAUAACCUCUGUGUCAAGAACGGAGAGAAGGUGAUUCGAGAGCCAUCUUUCUUAUUUGGACCCAGGCAAUCUCAGAAACCCAUCAGCCAUCCUCCGCCGGUGUUAAGCUUGAAAGAGUGAUGGGGAACUUUUUGGACAUUCCAGUGUGGCCGCCAUUUAAUCAUGUGCAGCUCUAGCAGAGACAUACUGUGUUCUGCCUGCUUUUGCUCUCCAUCAAAGCCUGCUGCUACAUGAUCGGUCACUUGGACAAGAAAAACUCCAUCCUGACCCCAGGCUAUGGAUUCUACAUUUUUUGUUGAAUCUAUAAAUUGAGAUAAACCCCAGAUUUCCACAGAGCUGUACGCACAUGUGCAAUUUCAGACUGCGUUUGUGCUCACUCCAGAGCUCAGCGUUGGUUACCUCAGUCCUCACACCUGCGGCUGAGUCAGCAGAAGGGAGUUUUCUCUGGAGGAUUAUGACAGGAUCUCUGUUAAACCAGAGCCGUCAGCCUCACAUCCUUUGGCUCUUGUAGCUACUCAAGAUUGAUUGCCACUUAGCCUUAGCAAAGGGCUCCAUUUCAGGGCAAAAAGGUGGGCCCUGGAAAACUUCAAACCUGUGACUUUCUGUGAUUUACACCAUGAGUUAUAAGUCGACUUACUGUCUCAGACCUUUUUUACUUUUGAGAGUGUGUAGACCACUGUUGACUUCUGGAUAUGGAAUUAAAGUUCUGGUCACCUGAAGCUCCUUGCUCUUGGUCCUUUUUCUGUAUUGGUCCUCUUUUACUCGUAUUCAUGAGGCCGAGGGAUAAAUCAACUUGAAAAUGUUGUCACCUUUUCCCCGUCUUUACAGCCCCCUGCUCCAAAACCAUCUGAAAUGUCUGGCACUUCAAAGGCCCAAGCAGUCCGUGUCAAUAAAACCUGCAGAAAAACAGCCCAACAACAGUCAUCACCUGGCUUUUUCAAAGGGUUUUGCCAUCUCUUUUUUCCUGUUUUUGUUUAGUCUGCCCCAUGGCUGACCCCAUACUCUGACCUGUUCAGCCCCAUGCAUGUCUUUCUCCACGUUAGGCUGCUCUCUUCCAGGCAUCUGUUUUCUAGAUAAGCGCGGUGUGAGCGAGCGUUGAUUCAUAGCUCUGUCACUGACAUGGCGUUUGGGCCGUUGACAUCCCAGCUCUCCCUGUGUCCGUAUCUCCCGUGGCUCCCCUUUUAUAGUGUGACACACCAGAUUUAGUGACAAAUCAAACAGUAUACUGAGGGGAAAAUGGCUUUUCUGUUUGUUACAUUAAGAGAUCUGCUUUCAGUGAAGGAAACAGCAGAACACAGGUAUGAGAUAUAAAAAGUUCCCUCCUGUUGAUGACAGUUCGGGACAGGAACCAAGCCCUCUGCUCUGAGCGCUCGAGUGACCGUGCUGUGAGCUUCUGCUUGGUUUUCAGUUGGAAAAUCUGUAUCAUUGGAAAUAUUUGGUUGCCUUUUAUUAAUAAAAUACACUUUUUUGUAGCAGUGAGCAGUUAAGAGUUAUCUUUUUUCUCUCUGUCUGUCUCUUCUCUCCUGAGUUAGCUGUUUGUCCAUUAAGACCAUGCAGUUUCUCAGUCUAAUUACAGGUCAAUUAACAGCUUUGUGGCUCAACCCUCCUUCAGGCAGAGCUCUGGCCAUUUCAGGCUUAGGAGACACUACAGAGUGAGAGUGAAUGAGAUAUCAUUUCAUGUGGAGAUCAGCCGAGAGGCGGCAUUGAAAGAGGGGAUUGGGAGGGAAAGGCUCCCCCUUCUGUCCCUCUCUCUGUCCCUCCACCCUUGCCAACCAACACAGCAGCCUGCAUCUUAAAGCACAGGGCCUCUGGGAUAGAGGCCAGGGGAUUAUGGAAAUAUUCAUGACCAGAUAAAGGGGUGAGCGGUUGAAUGACUGUGUUUUGGGGCUCAUCUCUUAGGUAAACAGGGGCCUAAAUGGAGUUUUAGAUCACUACUCCCACUGUUGCUCAGUGAGCACCAAGCAAUAGUGACUCUGUCCACUGUUUUUUGUUGCAUUUCAACGGGACAGUGAAAAGAAAGCCUUGUUGUGGCCUUUUCUUUAGCUUGCUCAUGUCUUUUGGUAGCAAACAGAUGGUGCUGGGGGAAAUAAAUAUCUGUUUCUCACAGUUUUUAUCCAUAGAAUAUUGGCUUAUCUGAAAGACACCAUUCCCAUACAUCUGUGGUGGCCUCUUGGGCUCCUUAAAGCUGCUGAGGGCUCAUUUUUAAGUCAUUAAGUGUCCUGCUGUCAGGGGAAGCUUAACAGGCUUUGCUGUUGCAGUUAUUACCAACCUUGCUCCAAAUAUGGUCCAGCAUUAAUGCACAUGUCGUCGGGCAUAGGUAAGGAGGAUGGAUGGCUGGUAAUCGUAGCCUCAAGAGAACAGAAUAUAAUCCAAAAUGUAGGGGUGGGAGAAAAAAUUGAUAUGGCAUAGUAUCGCGAUAUUUUGUCUGGUGAUAUAUUGUAUCAUCUUGUUAACCAAGUAUCAAUUUUUUCCAAAUUAAUUGCUAAGAUGUAGUCAAAUAUAUGAUAAUGGAGAAAUAAAAUCAACUUUUUGUCCAGUGAGGUUGGCAGAGGUCACAUCAUGGAGCAGGACAAAGUACAAGUAUAUAUAUAAGGUUUGCAAGAUGUGCCACAUGAAAAUAAAAUACAGCGUAAAUAAGACAAACAUAAAGGAAAGGCAAAUGCUAAAUUAGCUAAAAAGUUGAAAAAAAUUGUAUAAAUUGCAAUAUAUAGUAUUGCAACACUCACUGUUUUGCAAAAUGUUGAAAAUUGCAAUAGUAUUAAAUCGUGGCCCAAGUAUCGGGAUAUUAUCGUAUUGUGGGGCCACUAGUGAUUCCCACCCCUACAUAAAAGUCUGAAAACAGAUCUGUAGGUUUGAAGGCAAAACAAAUACGGUAAGUUUCCAGCAGUUUUUGAGUUUUAUAAAAAAAAAAGAAAAAGUAUUUUACCGUUUAAAAGUGAAAAGAAAAAGCUGAAGAAAAUUAAAUUUGAGGCAGGAAACUUGAAUUUUGCAGAAGUGGUGGUGCAUGUCCUGGUUUAUUAGUAGACUACAACUUUCAACACUAUCAUAGCCUGAAAUCAUUCACCAUGCCAGUAGGAGGCAGGCUGGCAGUAGCAGAUGUACUAAAAAGAGCUACAAAGCUGCUUCUAAACUACUUGUUGAAGUGGUCAGUGAACUAAAGGUUGCUGCGUGGUUUCAGUUGACUCAGGUGUUGAUGGAUAACCAAAUGAUUUUCAGCCUCUUCCCAUGAGCUCAGCCAAUCUUUCCUCAUCAGAAGCCCUCUCAUCUACUUCCUCUGUCGCUGCUGCCCCCUGUGAUUAUUCAGAUCUUCUCGUCUCCGUCCAACAGUAGGAAGGAUCUUUAAUAUUUAACCUGUGUGAAGUGCCCUGCAUCUGAAACAUCACCAGCCACAUCUGAACCCAGGUAGCAGCUUUGAAGCCUGAGCCAGGGGAUUUCCCAUGUUUUGAUGAUCUGACAGUCAGCACCCAUCUCUCUUCACACCAACCAAAACUCCACCCUUCCUUUUUUUCCCCUCCAGGUUGGACAGAUGUUGGUAAUCCUCCUCUGAUUGGCCUGGAUUGAGUCAUGUUGUCCUGUGGUCAGGACGCACAGCCCACAUGGUUGAACUCUGUCAGUUGUCUUUGAGCCGUGCCCUGCGGUGGGCUGCAUGCUGGAAUGGCGUACCGCGGGGUUAUGUUUCAUUCAACCCCACACCUGCUGCAGCGACUUGUCAGCAUGCCCCUUGACAGGCCCCCUUAAUACCUCCAUUAGGUGUUGUAAUCUCCACCUAACGCCCUGCCAUUUCGCCUGAGUGUGUUAACAGAGUAUCAAAGACCGGGGAUUUUUUUUUUUCUUCCACCUGCCAGCGGUGAGAGUGUAGGAAGGUAAAAGGAGGUGGAGGUGGCAUGACUGUACAGCUCUUGCUGAUUUUCAAUACAUUAGGGCAGGUUGGAGCCGUGUGUUUUUUUAGGGCAGAGCUUUUCUGGCUGUCAGUUGAUUUUUUUUUUACAAGUUCUGCCUACCUGUCUGCUUCAGUGUUGUGCAUGUAGAAGUGUGUGUGUUUUCCUGCACUUCUCUGCAGCCCCUCUUGUGUUUCGGAACGUGUGUGGGGGUGUGCCUGCGUCUCUCCCAACCGUGUGCUAUUCAUCCAUCAGGAAAAAAGAUACCUCAGCAGCCGUGCCCCCCAUCAAAAGGGGCUGCACUCACAAGCCCCCGAGUACCAUAUUCAGUUUCACUCCAAAGCACGCACACAGUUAUCACCUUUGUGCUGACCUGAAAUGGACACUUAGGACACUGUUGCUGCGAGGUCCAAACCUCAAUGAUUUAUCCCCCCUCAAAACGCAAGAGCCUUCUUCAAACUGUGUUUUCACCGGGCCGCCUCUUGAGAAAACAAUCAACAAAAGGUCGCCUAUGGAUCUCAUGUGGCUGAUUGAUCAAGAUAGUGCAGUGCUAGUUUGUUCUUCUGAGCCACUGUUUGAGUUUGUGCUUGGGGGAGAUCCAGACAGAUUAGCAAGGGUGACAGGGAAGCCUGAGCAGCAGCCAGGGCCUGAAGGUGCAGCUGGCAAUGCAGAGCCACUGCUUCCUUUUUCUCUGUGUUGGCCCACAGACUUCCUUCAGCCACUGUUUAAUCAGCGAUUAAGACUGCUUUAGGUGGCUCGCUCAUCUCGUGUGACAGUACAUGUUGGCUGGAAGGAUUGCUGGUCUUGUGCUCGUCCGCGGACAAUGAGAGCGUAAUCGUGAAAAGAAGUGACUGACUGUGUUUCCAGUAGAUUCCCCUCUUUCAUGUGAAAUGUUGUUGUUAUGGUAUCUCCUCCUGUCCAUUAGCAAUGUGCCCGUGAGCUAGAUGUCAUGAAAAGGGAAGGGUGAGAGCUUUGAUGUGGUCUUAGCUAACUGGGAUAGGGUACACAAGCCCUCCUCUAAUGUGUGAAGCAGGGCUGGCUUGAGGUUUGGCUGUCAUGUCAGAGGGGACCAUCUGGUGCCUGGAUGAAAAAUUGGAGGGAAUUUCCACCUGCAAAAAUGUAUGCCCAAAACAUUUAGAGAUGCAUCAUAUUUAUAUCAUCAUAUUAUUAUUAAUUUUUUAGGUAAAUAUAUAAUAGUAAUGGAUUUUUGAUGUCUUUAAGAAACUUUUAAUAGACUUUAUACAAGAUUAUUUCUAUUUUUAUGGGUUUCCUCAGCAGUAGAUAAACAUUUCUUUUUUGUAUUUGCUUUGUAUCCAUAUUUUAUGUAUUUAUGAUGGAUUUAACUAGGGGUGUCACGAUACGAUAUUGAUAUCGGAUAUCAGUCGAAUCCGCAAAAAAAGAAAUAAUAUCGGAUUCUAUCAGCCUGCAUCUAAAAUCGCUGAUAUCAGCACUCCGAUACAAGCAGUCCAUUCCAGACUCCACUCCAGCAUCUCUAUCUAGCAGCGCCCUGAUCCAACAGGCUGAGCCCACAAAAUCACAACAUUGGUGUGUACUGAGAUACUAACAAAGUAGCAAGGAGUAAGAGUGAUGUUGGCUGUGUGGCAGUAUUUUUUGUCGAAGUCCGAAAAAAGACAUUGCAGCUGAGUGAAAAACUUGUCAUGCAGAAUUUUGUGCCAAUGUUGGAUCAAUAUCAGUAUCGGUCAAUAUUGAAGGCUACAAUAUCGGUUUUGUAUGGGAAGUCAAAAAGUUGUAUUGUGACACUUCUAGAUUUAACCUCAACUUGCUUUGUCUUCUCUUCUGCAGAGAAAGUUCGGGAGAUCCAGGAGAAACUUGAAGCCUUCAUUGAAGCUCUUCAUAAGGAAAAAUAAGAGAAGCAGGUGAAAGUCAACGGAAUCAUUAUUAUUAUAAAAUUCUUGGAUAGUAGUGUUCAAAUAUAUCAAUCAUGUUAUUGUCUGUGUAUCUGAUCUGUUCUCCUUUUCUUGUUUUUCUUCCCAGAACUGUUUCGAUUCAUGGAUCACAACACAGAAAUGCACUGAACAAAGACGACUCGAUAUGUAAAUGACUUUAGUCACCCUGCUCCUCCAUCACUCACCCGAUUUUAAAACCUGCCGCUCGGCUUCCCGUCCCCUCUUACCACUGAUGGACCUUAACAGGGGAAAGUUACGACACGACGGAUUUCAAGCUUUCUCAUCAACUUUCUUGUUGGAGGGAGACUUCUGUAUAGAAGCAGAGGAAAAUGAGAAGUUUGACCUGACCACUCAUUCUCAGUAAAUUAAGACGGGGGAACAUGUUUAUCUCCUUUUUUUUUUUGUAGCUGAUGGUAUCUGUGUAUAUAUGAUUAGAAGUGUGUGAGCUCUGAUCUCUGUACAAAGAAACACCAUCGGUACGCUUCUGGUGGGUUAAGUAGCCUUGAGUUUCAUACCUUUAUUUUGCCUGAUGCACCGAGAAUACACAGCUACAUGGCUUAUCAGAAGCAUCUUCAUCCAUUUGACAGUCAUCAGCUCUUUUUUUGUCGCACUUAAGAUCCAAAGCACUUAAGUUUUACCUCUAAGCUGCAGCUGUACUCUUCAUUUCCCAUAAUUAUCACCCCAAGUCACAAGAAAAAAAGUCAACUACCUGGUUCAAUGUGCAGCUCUCUUCAACCUUUUGUUCAGAUACAAAAUCCGCCUCCUAACACAACACAAUCAGCUCCAAUAUGAUAUAAAAAACCUGUUUUUAUUUUGAUCUUUGGAGCUACUUUUGACUAUUCAUUGUUUGUAUGUUUGCCAAAUGCUCAUAAUGUACCUUGUGUUCUUGUUCCUGUCCGUGCGUAAUGUAGUACUCCUGUCUUCCUGCAUUAAUAAUUCAUCAGUUUUCUCCCAGUGCUGCAAAUAACAGAUGAUAACCAAACUCAUAAAAGCGACCGGACACAGUAAUUACACACCAAUUCAGGAUGUCGCUAAGUUGUCCAUAAAUUUGAGGAAAGUACAGCAGGUUUUAACAUUAUCUGGUACAAUAACAUUUUCUGUUAUUUUAACAGAUAAUGAGACUCAGUUGUCAGCUAAAGGUAAAAGUGUCAGUUUUAACUCUACAUUAUAAGUCAUUAGAAAUAUUACAGCAUAGGUUCAAAGUGUCUAGUAACGGUUUAAAAAUACAUUAUCAACCACUUUGGGGGUGAAUUUGUUUGAUUUGAACGCCAUUGCUGUCAUUUUUUUUACACUUCAUAUUUAUACAUUUUUAAUUUACUGGUUUCCAUCUUUUCUGGGUGGUCCAGUUUCAAAGGAGUGGGUGGGUUGUCUUGCUGGACUUCUAAACUGCUUCACGUUUGUUUGUUAUUUCAUAGGACAGUUUUUUCCUACACAUACGCAGCACGGGUUCUUUUUUUUUCUCUCUCGUUUCCCCUUCUGUCUCUGAUUGAGUGGUUGUUGUGAUCUCCUGCUUUUCACUACUUAAUGAGGCAGAUCACACAUUUAAACACCAAGAUAAAAAAUUCUCUUCCUUUAAAAACGUCCUUUAAAGCUAAGGAGACAAAAAGAAAACUCCUCACAUGGUGGGUUUUUUAAAUGUUUAUGCUUCUGUCCUCUCACUGAUUCCUCCAGAAGUCACUGUCCUUGACAGGAUGUUCCCACACGGCUCCCAAUCUGCUUCUUCCUCAUUCUUGUCUUUACAUCGGUCUUUCAUUCCCUUCACGACCAUCCGCUUAUUCUUCCUAGCUUGCAAAACAGUCUAUGAUGAUGUUGACUGGAAAAAGGGGGUGGAGAUUGUGCUAACCUCACCCAGUCAUUCAUUCAUGUGUAUAUGGGUAUAAAUAUAUAUAAUAAGCCGUGCAUCUGUACAGGCAGAGUUAGAGGGAAGUCAUGGAUCUAUUAUCAUGUACAGCACGUGUCCAUGCAGAGUGAGUCACGUGUGUCGGAGAAAAACUGGUGCGUUGGUUCAAAAAAUGUUUUAUGUUGUAGAAAGUAAUGUUUGCAUGGUGUACCCCAUCAGAUGUGCUUUAUUUAUUAAAUUUGUGUUUAAAGGAAAAAGUGAAAAUAAAAUUGACAAAUAAAAAGGCCUUUUUCAUGACGUGUCAGCCCAGUGCAUCGUCAUCCAGAUCA